Anoplophora glabripennis (Asian longhorned beetle) is the source of this 1527-nucleotide messenger RNA. Its product is annotated as glycerol-3-phosphate phosphatase. The record is from RefSeq and is a predicted model, not a curated record. Gene Ontology annotation, cellular component: cytoplasm. Bases 240 to 1166 code for a protein of 308 amino acids. Lineage: Eukaryota; Metazoa; Arthropoda; Insecta; Coleoptera; Cerambycidae. The transcript is spliced from 4 exons. Gene Ontology annotation, molecular function: phosphatase activity.
GACUUUGACACUUUUGACAUUGGACUAUAACUAAAUCCAAAAUCUACUAAAAAGGUUUUUCAAUCUUCAAUCACUUCAAUCAGUUCAAUCAAAAUCAAAUCUAAUCUCUGUUCUCCAUUCCAAUUUGUUUGCAUUGCGAAAUACCAGUCGAUUUUUAAAUAGUGGUGAUAUUUUUAUAUUGGAAAAUUAAACCGUUUACCUUUCUAAUAAAAUUACUACCUUAUAAAAUAAAUUCCAAAAUGUAUACUGCAUCUCUUACGCAUUUAUCAAAAUUAACCAAGGACGAAGUUACAAAAUUUUUGAAUUCAUUCGAUACAGUUUUACUAGAUUGUGAUGGAGUGUUAUGGCUUGAAAAUGAAGCAAUUCCUGGUUCUGUGGGAGUUGUUAACAGACUUCGAGAAAUGGGGAAGAAAAUAUUAUUUGUGACUAAUAACUCCACAAAAAUUAGAGAAGAAUUCGUUACAAAAGCUAAACGUAUGGAUUACAUAGUGGAGAAGGAUGAAAUAAUAACAACGUCUUAUUUAACAGUGAGUUUUUUGAAAAAUAUUGGUUUCAAUAAAAAAGUUUACGUUGUUGGUUCAAGAGGGAUAGCUCAAGAAUUAAAUGCCGCUGGUAUUAAACACAGCGGAGUUGGGCCAGAUGUUCUCCAAAACAGUGUUGCACAGACGGUGGAAAAUUUCCAACCGGAUCCCGAUGUGGGCGCAGUAAUAGUGGGUUUCGAUGAGCAUUUCUCUUACAACAAAAUGCUUAAGGCGGCUUCCUACCUCAACAAACCUAGCUGCCUGUUUAUUGCAACAAACACAGACGAACGUUUUCCCAUGAAUUCUGAUUUAGUAGUUCCGGGGACUGGUGCAAUCGUUAAAGCUGUCGAAACAUGUGCUCUAAGGGAGCCUCUGGUUGUAGGUAAACCGAAUGCCUACAUCGCAGAGGCACUCGUGAAGGAACAUGGAGUUGAUCCGAAAAGGACCAUUAUGGUUGGAGACAGGUGUAACACUGAUAUUUUAUUGGGAACCCGAUGUGGCUUCCAGACAAUGCUAGUCUUAACUGGCGUGACGAGAUUGGAAGAAGUGCUGCAGUGGAAGAAAUCCUCUAAAAAGGAAGAGAAGGAUCUUGUACCGGACGUAUACUUGGAGAGAUUAGGUGAUCUAUUAGAAUUUCUUGAUUGAGCAAAGUAUUGCUCGAUUUUAGCCUGAUUUAUUUAUUUUGUAUAUUUAAUACAAUAAAACUGCAAGACAGUUAAUAGCAUGUAUUAUCUUGAUAGGCAUUUACGGUGUUCGUGUAUGUAAUAACUACAUAUUAAAAAAUUUAUUAUUUUGUCAUCAUUUAGAUCUCAAAAUUUAAAUUUUACUAAACUAGAAGUUAACUUUAAAUCAAUUGCAAUCAUUAUUUAAUAUUUAUUGAUAUAUUUCUGUGCCAAUUAUAUGGAAUAAGGUUUAAGUUAAGUGACAAUUUUUCGCACUAACUCUGUAAACAUUAUUAUCAAUUGUACGGUGUGCCAAUCUUUAUUAAAUUCUCAGAAUACAUUAG